This is a messenger RNA of Striga asiatica, 1065 nucleotides long. The record is from the annotation of a GenBank genome assembly. Lineage: Eukaryota; Viridiplantae; Streptophyta; Magnoliopsida; Lamiales; Orobanchaceae.
AUGGGAUUGCUUCUGGCGGCGGAGGGAUUUGGCCUCGACCUCGUGUUUCUCCUCGUCGCGGAGGUCCAGGAGGCGCUUCGAUCUCAGAGAUUUUUUUUUUCUCCCAUCGAUUUAGGGCACGGGUAUGUGGAGGAAGGGACUAUGACUUAUUUCCAAGGCUUACUUAUUGAAACCAAACACGAUAAUAUGAUGGAUAUGGGAAUCAGAGGGGAGGGGAAGGGAGAACAAGACGACGAGCGGCCGCCGGUUUUCAGCGUGGACCCGGUCGGGGGCCGUUCUGUGAAUUGGCAAGAAUUGGUGGCCUCCGGUGCAAUUUCACCAUCCCGAACAUUGUCGUCCCAAAUGCCGAAGGCGAAGAGGAGAAAAAAGCCGGACCCGGCCGGCGCAAGCGUCGUCCGGUCGGCUGGCCGGAAGGACCGGCACAGCAAGGUCUGCACCGCCAGGGGGACGCGCGACCGGCGCGUGAGGCUGUCACCCGGGACCGCCAUCCAGUUCUACGACGUCCAGGACCGGCUCGGCUACGACCGGCCGAGCAAGGCCAUCGACUGGCUCAUGAGGGAGGCCAAAGCCGCCAUCGACGCCCUGGACGCCGACCCGCCGCCGCCGCCCGCCGGUUUUAUGGGGAAUUACAGCCGCACCGCCGUGAACCGAGAGAUUCGGAAAAUUGAGCCGGAGAACAACGCGGAAUUGUCCGGUUUUGGCUGCAUUACCAGUGAAUAUCACCCGGGAUUUUCGCCGCCGGCCCUAUUAGCCGCUUCCGAUGCGAUAUUCGAUGCCAAUUUGGAAUUGGGUAAAAUGCAGAGGAUAUUGGCCUGGAAUUACGUCGCUGGGCCGGACCAUUUAGAUGGGCCUGGGCCUUCUGUAUUGGGCCGCGGCCAGAUCUCAAGGGAACCCCUUCAGUCCAGUUGUUCGAGAGUUGCGGAUUGUGAUAAUCUGAUGAGCGCUUUCGAUUUUUCCGAUGAUUUGCUGCCGGAUUUUGCUCCACCGGAGGAAAACGAAGUGGAAGACAUGAAUAGAAUCCCCGUUUCCGGCGAGCAAUCUUCUUUUCUGCAUUUUGAAGGAUAA